AUGGCUCCAAAAGGUAAGAAAGUCGCCCCAGCCCCUUUGGCUAACAAGUCCGCCAAGGUCUCCUCCUCCCCCAAGAACCCCUUGGUUGAAGCCUCCCCAAAGAACUUCGGAAUCGGACAGGCUAUCCAACCAAAGAGAAACUUGUCGAGAUUCGUCAAAUGGCCUGAAUACGUCAGAUUGCAAAGACAAAAGAAGAUUUUGUCUUUGAGAUUGAAGGUUCCUCCAGCCAUUGCCCAGUUCUCUAACACCUUGGACAAGAACACCGCUGCCCAAACCUUCAAGUUGUUCAACAAGUACCAACCAGAAACCAAGGCCGAAAAGAAGGAAAGAUUAACCAAGGAAGCCGCUGCUAUUGCUGAAGGUAAAUCUGCUAACGAUGCUUCUCCAAAGCCUCUUAACGUCAAGUACGGUUUGAACCACGUUGUCUCGUUGGUGGAAAACAAGAAGGCCAAGUUGGUUUUGAUUGCCAACGAUGUUGACCCUAUUGAAUUGGUCAUCUUCUUGCCAGCUUUGUGUAGAAAGAUGGGUGUUCCAUACGCCGUCGUCAAGGGUAAGGCUAGAUUGGGAACCUUGGUGCACAAGAAGACCUCCUCUGUUGCUGCUUUGACCGAAGUGUCUGCUGCUGAUGAAGCUGAGUUGGCUAAGUUGGUUUCUACCAUCAACAACAACUUCCUUGAAAAAUACGAGGAAAACAGAAAGCACUGGGGUGGUGGUAUCUUGGGAGCCAAGGCUGAAGCCAAGAGAAUCAAGAAGGCCAAGAACUCCGACGUGCCAGUUCCAGCCCCAGCUCCUGCUGUUGCCUCUGAAUAA
Yamadazyma tenuis ATCC 10573 is the source of this 810-nucleotide messenger RNA. Its product is annotated as 60S ribosomal protein eL8. Gene Ontology annotation, cellular component: cytosolic large ribosomal subunit. Gene Ontology annotation, biological process: ribosome biogenesis; maturation of LSU-rRNA. Lineage: Eukaryota; Fungi; Ascomycota; Pichiomycetes; Serinales; Debaryomycetaceae. The record is from RefSeq and is a predicted model, not a curated record. Gene Ontology annotation, molecular function: RNA binding.